Messenger RNA from Sinocyclocheilus anshuiensis, 2620 nucleotides. RefSeq names its product leucine-rich repeat-containing protein 38-like. Bases 297 to 1505 code for a protein of 402 amino acids. Gene Ontology annotation, cellular component: plasma membrane. Lineage: Eukaryota; Metazoa; Chordata; Actinopteri; Cypriniformes; Cyprinidae. The transcript is spliced from 2 exons. The record is from RefSeq and is a predicted model, not a curated record. Gene Ontology annotation, biological process: signal transduction. Gene Ontology annotation, molecular function: protein binding; signaling receptor activity.
AGGGGAUCAGACCCCACCGAAGGCCUAUGAAGUAAAUGAAGGAGGUCUGCCUUGCCAGGUAAGUUUCUUUCCCUCGCUGUAUUCACUCACACACUUUCCCUCUGUAUCACACACACAGGACGCAGAAUGUCCACAUUCCAGCCGGUGUUGUGUCCAUCAGGCCACGCCCAGCGCGCGCUCACACACACACACACACACAGACAGACUGUACAGUAGAGAGCGAUGGUACUGCUGCUCUAAGCGCUUAGUGUUGCGGUGAUCUGAAUGAAUGACAGCUCCACCAACAGCUCACAAUAAUGACACCUGAAGGACAGGUCUUUUUAUGCUGGUUUUGGCUUCUCCAAAUGCUGCAUGUGACUGAAGGAAGCGGUAAGGAAUGUGAGUGUCCAUCUGCCAGCAUUUUGUCUCACUUUCCAUCUGAGGUACCCAGUGACACUUGCUGCUUGAACUACUCAGGAUCCACGUUCAACCAGGUUCCCUGGGCAGCUUUUUUGUCGCAUGCACACCUGCAGGUUUUGGACCUGUGUAACUGUAAUAUCAGUCACAUUGAUCACAGUGAGGUCGGUGAUGCUGUCAGUUCACUGAGGGAGCUGUAUCUUGGCCAGAACAGACUGACAUCUCUGCCAGGUGACUUCCUAGCUAAAGCCUAUAGUUUGGAAGUGCUGGAUCUGGGAGAAAAUCAUCUGAAACAUUUGCCCGAGCAGUUUCUGCAGAGCUCGGACAAACUGCGAGCGUUGAUCCUGGGAUGGAACCAGCUGAGCGCUCUACCUCAUUCAGCGCUUAAGCCUUCGCUAGAGCAUCUGGAGCUCAUCGGAAACCCCUGGGCCUGCACAUGCUCGCUGUUGGAGGGCCUUCAAGGUGGUCCACACAUCAACUCCAGCAGCCUUCAGGACCUCGUAGGUAAUCUGACCUGUGCCUCUCCUCAGAAUCUCGCAGGACGGACUGUUUGGUCUUUGCAGACGAGUGACGUGUGCCAUUUGGCCAACCUGACCGCUCUCUUCAUCCUGCUUCCCCUGUUCCUCCUCCUCAGUUUGGUGCUCUGCUGGUGCUGUGGGACGAAGAAGAAGAGGAAAGACAGCUCAUCGUUCAGCCCGUCUCGCAAAAGAUCCAACAACUCCCAUUGCAAUGGACGGUGGCCACAUGCCAAGCUGCCAACUGGGGAGUCAGCAGUGUCUGUAGACGGUGGAAAGGAGGUCAUACUGAAGAACCAGCUGAUGCUUCAGCCCUCAUCCAACUUGUUGGGCAGCACUCUGGAUAUUUAUGAGGAGGUGGAGAUCAAACUGGGCUCUGUAAACUCACUGGCCCCUCUGCCGUCCACUUGCUCCACAGAAGGGACAGCGGGAAAGCAGGACCUGGACAUGGUGAGUGUGAGCGAAGUGAUGAAGGACUCAGCCGAUCGGGAGAAGGCGUACCUGACCCAGUCCACUGAAUACUACAGCCUGGUUCCCGGGAUUGAAAUCGAAGACUCCGAUCAUGGAGAGUAUGAGAGUGUGGACCUCUCGUGACAGUACAGGAAAUGGUGCGUUUGACUGAGAUACUCAGAGAUGCAAGCAAGUACACUGGAAUUUGGGGAAGUCUGAAGGUGAGGUCACAUUUACCGUUUUCUUGGUCAAAUUUCAUGGGCAAAUCCAGUCCUUCCAAUAAGAAUCCGCAAAGAAGAAGAGUUUUGUGUGAAGGUGAUACCGACUGCUCAUGUUGAUCACAACUUGCCUCGCUGACCAACACAAAGCUGCUUGGUUUGAAAGUGACAUCUGCGUGAGCAGUUUUUUGCUAAUGUGACUGCACCUUCAGUAAGAAUGUUUCCCCUUUGGUUGCAAAUGCACAGUGAACGUUGCUGUUAAAGGAAGUCACUGUGCCGUGUGAAGCCAUUACUUUUGCAUACAACGUGAAUGAAUUACUGUACUGAUAAAGUGUCAAAUGGAGUUGUUUGCAGACUCAGUCUGUUGCCAAGAUAAGCUAUCAUAUAGCUGUCCCCUGGAUAUUUUCAUUAUAUUGAGAUUUUUAUAUCUUCGUCCUCUACUGUAAUUUAGAUGGGAAGUUUUAUUAUUGUAAUAUUACUUUGUGUUUCACAUUCAGUUACAGUGUUUAGAGUCAAUGUAAAAUGUAUUUGGUGUCACAUACAACUUAUAUAUCAUCAAGAAGAGGAAAAGUAACAGUAGAGAGCAAGAGAAUAUUAUCUGGUCUUUAUCUUGAGUAAUCAAAUCUGCUCAAAUUUGAUGUAUGAUGGAUUAACAUUUCUCUCCUACACAGAAUUUUGGAGGGUUACUGUUUAUGUAACUAUGUAAAUGUUGAAAACAGUGAUUAUUUAGUCAAUAAUGUCUAGCCUGUUUCCACAGAUGGCCUCAGCUGAUGUAAUCAUUAUUUUGGCUUUGUUAAUAAUUAAUGUAUUUUUAGCCAGUUAAAAACUUGUAUAAUCAAAUCAACAUAAACAGCUGUACUAGUCAAAUGAAGUGGCUUUUAGAUAAGAUCAGACUGACUCCGCAAGUAAAAUUUAACAUAAGCAGAUUUCAGUGGAAAGCCUAAAUAAAGCAGGAGAGGUUAUGUACACCAUUCAAAACAAGUAACACUCAACUUUUACCUAUAAAAUGACUUAUAACUGUCUUUUCGUUGAUUGAAAUAA